Messenger RNA from Cylindrotheca closterium, 885 nucleotides. Lineage: Eukaryota; Bacillariophyta; Bacillariophyceae; Bacillariales; Bacillariaceae. The record is from the annotation of a GenBank genome assembly.
AUGCCAGUUGAGAACACUGCCUCCGUCCCAUCGGGUGACGAACCAGAGACGAACAUUCCUCUCACUCCUGAAGACGAGGCUGCCAAAAAGAAAGCCUGCAUCAAGAAGUCGCUGUUUGCCCUCAUCUUUGUCGCUUUCAUUGCCUAUGUGAUUGCGGAUUCGUUGACGACCAAGCAUGUGAGCGGGGCUGUCGAAGACUUUUUGGCAUGGAUUGAAGACAAUCCCACUAUCGGUAUCUUUGCAUUUAUGGGGGUCUAUAUUAUCGCUACUGUCUUUUUCAUUCCUGGAUCUAUCUUGACACUUGGAGCUGGUUUUGUCUUUGCGAAUGCUUUUGGGCUAGGCCUUGGGGUCGCGCUUGGGACGCUCGCUGUGUUUGUUGGAGCCAGUAUUGGUGCCUGUUUUGCCUUUUUGAUUGGACGAUAUCUACUACGUGACUGGGUUAGCACCUUGGCUAAAAAAUAUGCCAUCUUUCAAGCGCUUGAUAUUGCCUUUGAAGAGAAGGGAUUGCGCAUCAUGACGCUUUUAAGAUUGUCGCCCUUAAUCCCAUGGAACGCUAUCAAUUACAUCGCAGGUGUGACAUCCCUAAAGUUUUACGAAUAUGCGAUUGCGUUGAUUGCAAUUCUACCUGGAACUGUACUCUAUGUCUUCCUUGGGGCAUCGGCGGGAUCCUUGGCGGACAGUGCCAGCAGUGGCGACAACUCAACAGUGACAAUCAUCGUCGUGGUUGUCGGAGUUAUAUUUGGAAUCGCUGCCGUCGCAGUCACAUCCUACUACGCCAAGAAGGAGUUGAAUCGCAUCACCGCCGAGCGCAAUGCACAACUGGAAGAAGAAAACAUACAGACCGACGCUGAAGCGGUCAAGAUUGAAGAGACGCCAGACGAGUAG